AGCACCAGCACGAGCUGAGGCUCUGCACACAGAGCUCAGCCCCGGCUCCCCAGGGGAAGAAGCUAUUCCAGGCUUAACUAAGGAAUCAUCUCACAUGUUUCAACAAUCCCUACAGUUUCUCUGUUUGUUUUAAAGAUAUCACUGAGAUUUUGUUUCAUUUGCAACGGGAGACUAAAUGGCAGCAAGCAGAAUCUGCUGUUAGGUUAGAUUACAAGGGCACUCUGUGGGACCCAUAGACGAUGCAGGCAGCAUCACUGCUGUGUUCUUUCCUGCUGCUCUGGCUGUGCAGGGAUUUGUGCCCAGCUGAAGGCGGCACUGGCAGGAGGCAGAGGAGGAGGGGGCUGGGGAGGAGCCCCUGGGCAGGGCACAGGAGCCCCAGGGCAGCCGGGAUCCCGCUCAUCACCAUCGAUGACAGCGUCAUGGGCAUCUUUGACUCCCUGGUGGGGCUGGGGCAACACGAGAGCGCCUACAGCGUCUUGCCAGGGAAGAAGGGGCAGUGCACAGCUAACGGGAUGAUCAUGUUCGACAAAGCCGUGUGGUCUCCCCAGCCCUGCAUCACCUGUCUGUGCUCCCAGGGAGAGGUGAUCUGUGACACAGCCAUGUGCCACCCUCUGAAAUGUCCCCAGACCAUCAUUCCUGCAGGAGAGUGCUGCCCAGUGUGUUCUGAGACUGCCUCCUCACUGGACUCCAGCAUAAUUUCACUGGAUGAUGUCAGUGAGUUGUCUGGUGACUCCCCAGACCCCAAGGACCUCGACACCACCAGUGUUCUGCCACCAGCAGGAACUCCAAUGGAAAAGGAGGAGCUGCUUCCCACAGAAGUGAUAGAGGUUAGAGACAAGGAGGGUCACAAAAAAGGGCAGAAGAAAAGAAAAAGGAAAGGCAGAAAGAAUCGCCAGAGGCACAAAGGGCGUCGCAGAGAGAAGCUGCCUGUCCCCAGAAGGGGAGCUGCAGGAGAUGUGCAGUAUGAGAGUGAUGAAGAUGAUGGUCCUUUCAGAAUUCCAUCUCAUUUCCCAAUCCCUGUUCCACCCAUAGAAGCUCCUCCUUUGCCAUCUGGAUGUUCCACCUUGGACACCACAGUAAGCUGCAUUAAUGCCAAACUUACACAAAUACCUCCCAUCUCAGAUCCAGACCUAACGAGUUUAGACCUUACAGGAAAUAGCAUCACUACUAUCUCAGAUGAAGCUUUCAAUGGGAUCCCUAAUUUGGAAUGGAUUGAUCUGAGUAAAAAUAACAUUACCUCUCCUGGCAUAGGUCCCAAAGCAUUCAAAAUCCUGAAAAAGCUGAAACGUUUGUAUUUGGAUGGAAAUAUGCUGGUAGUUAUUCCCUCUGAAUUGCCAUCAACUUUGGAAGAAAUAAAAAUAAAUGACAACCAACUUCAUGCCAUUGAUGAAGACGGCUUAAAAGAUUUAAAGAACUUGGUCACUCUGGAAUUAGAAGGAAAUAAACUUAGUGAAGCAAAUGUCAGUCCCUUGGCCUUUUAUCCUUUGAAAAGUCUUUCUUAUUUGCGACUGGGAAGAAAUAAAUUUAGAAUUAUACCACAAGGUCUUCCUGCCACUCUUGAGGAGUUAUAUCUUGAACAUAAUCAAAUUGAAGAAGUGUCAGAAAUUUGCUUUAACCACACCAGAAACAUCAACAUCAUUGGGCUAAAGCAUAACAAAUUAGAAGAGCACAGGAUAGCACCUUUGGCUUGGAUAAACCAAGAGAACUUGGAGUCAAUCGAUCUCUCUUAUAAUAAGUUGUAUCAUGUUCCCUCCUACCUGCCAAAAUCUUUACUCCAUCUGGUACUCAUAGGAAAUCAGAUUGAGAGAAUUCCAGGCUAUGUGUUUGGCCACAUGAAGCCCGGGCUGGAGUAUCUCUACCUGUCCUUUAACAAGCUCACUGACGAUGGCAUUGACCCAGUGUCAUUUUUUGGAGCUUACCACUCCCUGAGGGAGCUCUUUUUGGACCACAAUGAAUUGAAGGCUGUACCCUUUGGGAUUGAUGAAAUGAGAAAACUACGUUUUCUAAGACUGAACAAUAACAAAAUAAGGACAGUGCCCCCAGAACGCAUCUGCAGGACUCAGAGCCACCACGAGGACGAGCAUGACCACAGUGAGGAGGAGCAUGAGGAUUCCCACCUGGAACAUGUUCACCUUGAAAACAACUACAUCAACACAAGGAAGCUCUCCCCACAUUCAUUUUCAUGCAUAAGAUCCUAUUGCAGUGUUGUUCUUAAACCACAGAAGACCAAAGACAUGAAAGAAUACACACUCCUUCUCUUCUUGGCUUUGUGCUCUGCCAAAUCUCUCACUGGUCCUUCAUAUUUUACACUGAAGAAUAUGAUGCUCCAGGAUAUGGAAGACGAUGACGAUGAUGAUGAUGACAAUUCUCUAUUUCCAACCACUGAACCCAUUCUACCACUAAUUCCUUUUGAUCUGUUCCCAACAUGCCCCUUUGGAUGCCAGUGCUAUGUGAGAGUUGUCCAUUGCUCUGACCUAGGUUUGACAUCAAUUCCUCGCAACAUCCCGCCAGAUACUCGUAUGAUUGAUCUUCAAAACAACAAAAUCAAAGAGGUCAAGGAAAAUGAUCUCCAAGGACUCACAUCACUUUAUGCCCUGGCUUUGAACAACAAUAAAAUAUACAAGAUCCAUCCCAAAGCCUUUCAACCAACUAAGCGGCUACGACGACUGUAUUUGUCCCACAAUCAACUGACAGAGAUUCCAACAAAUCUACCCAGAACUCUGACAGAGCUCAGAAUUCAUGCUAAUAAGGUUAAGAAAAUCCCCAAGGAUGUAUUUAAAGGAAUGAAGUCUCUACAUGUUUUAGAAAUGAGUGCAAAUCCUCUGAACAAUGAUGGAAUAGAGCCAGGGGCUUUCGAAGGGGUAAAUAUCUACCACAUACGAAUCGCAGAGGCCAAGUUAACUUCAAUUCCUAAAGAUUUGCCCUCCAGUCUCCUGGAGCUUCACUUAGAUGACAACAAGAUCACAGGAAUUGAAGUUGAGGAUUUUAACCGUUACAAAGACCUACAAAGGCUGGGCCUUGGCAAUAAUAAAAUUAAAGAAGUGGAAAAUGGAAGUUUUGCCAACAUCCCAAGUAUACGUGAAAUCCACCUGGAAAAAAACAAGCUGAAGAAGGUUCCUCCUGGAUUACCCGAACUGAAAUACCUGCAGGUGGUCUUCCUUCAUUCCAACCACAUUGCCAAGUUGGGAGUGAACGAUUUCUGUCCGACAGGACGAAGGAAGAAGAAAGCCCUGUACAGCGGCAUCAGCCUCUUCAACAACCCUGUCAAGUACUGGGAGGUCCAGCCUUCAACCUUCCGCUGCAUUUUAGCCAGGAACAGUGUUCAACUUGGCAACUUCCUCAAGUGA
Passer montanus (Eurasian tree sparrow) is the source of this 3347-nucleotide messenger RNA. RefSeq names its product extracellular matrix protein 2-like. Bases 240 to 3347 code for a protein of 1035 amino acids. The transcript is spliced from 17 exons. Gene Ontology annotation, biological process: positive regulation of cell-substrate adhesion; extracellular matrix organization. Gene Ontology annotation, cellular component: extracellular matrix. Gene Ontology annotation, molecular function: collagen V binding; heparin binding; protein binding. The record is from RefSeq and is a predicted model, not a curated record. Lineage: Eukaryota; Metazoa; Chordata; Aves; Passeriformes; Passeridae.